AUUGAACGAUGUUCGGAAAAUGGGGUGGAAAGUCCUGGAUGAAAAGAUUAAGAAAUGGAUAUACGCCGCCAAAAUCAGCAUCCGAAUUCUGUUUGCCCGAGAGAAGCGGCUGUGCGUCGAUGUGUUUGAGGGGCUCGACAAGAUGAGAGAUGCUUGUUUUGCUGAAAUCGCCACGGACUGCACAGCCAGGCUUCUCGCCUUCGCAGAGGCGGUGGCCGCCACGAGCCGGGCGCCUGAAAGAAUGUUCAGGGUCCUUGACCUCUACGAAGCGCUUACGGAUCUUAUGCCCGACAUAGAAGACAUAUAUUCUGAAGAAGCCUGCCGAAGCGUGCACGAGCAAGCCAACAGGAUCCUGGCCCGGCUAGGUGAGGCGGCGAGGAGGAUUUUGACGGAAUUUGAGAAGGCCAUCGAGAAGGAGAAAUCUAAGGCCCCCGUUGCGGGCGGCACCGUUCAUCCUCUCACCAGAUACGUCAUGAAUUAUCUCUCUUUUCUCUCCGAUUACACAGAAACUUUUGUAAACGUAAUCAUAGACGCGCCUGGAGAGCUACCCGACAAGGAUCUGAACGAUCCCUCUGCCCCGCUGUCCAUCCGCCUAGGGUGGACUGUUUUCCACCUGCUGUGCAAGCUCGACAAAAUAUCUGAUCUGUAUAAAGACGCCUCUCUGUCCCAUCUCUUUCUCAUGAACAAUCGUCACUACGUGUUACACAAAGUGAAUGGCUCAGAACUCAAAUAUAUACUGGGGGAGGAAUGGCUGAGAAACAUUGGAAAGGCAGUACGCCGUGAGUAAUGAGAGAAGCGCGUGGAUGAAAGUGAUGUCGAGUUUAACAAACGAUUAAGUUCUUGUGAUGAGGUUUUGAAAGAGAGAUUAAAGGGUGUGUUCAAGUAAGCGAUGGAAGGUACGCAUAGUAGCUGACGUCAGCCUGCGAGAGAAAUUCACAGAGAACUUGGUAGCGUCAUGCGGUCGCUUUCUUAGCAGAUUCAGAAGGCGGUUUGAAAGCGAUGCGUACAUCAUAUAACGCCUGAACCUGUUGCCUGUAUUUUGGACUUGGUGUUGUUAGACUUUGUGGCAUAUAUAAUAAAGUAAUAAAAAUAUCCAGUUAAACUUUUUUUUAAAGAGGUGUAAGAUUUUGU
Cryptomeria japonica (Japanese cedar) is the source of this 1131-nucleotide messenger RNA. Its product is annotated as exocyst complex component EXO70B1-like. NCBI's taxonomy places the organism in Eukaryota, Viridiplantae, Streptophyta, Pinopsida, Cupressales, Cupressaceae. Gene Ontology annotation, molecular function: phosphatidylinositol-4,5-bisphosphate binding. The coding region runs from base 20 to 787 and encodes 255 amino acids. The record is from RefSeq and is a predicted model, not a curated record. Gene Ontology annotation, biological process: exocytosis. The transcript has a single exon. Gene Ontology annotation, cellular component: exocyst.